This is a messenger RNA of Trichomonas vaginalis G3, 220 nucleotides long. Its product is annotated as protein of unknown function, DUF4106 family. The transcript has a single exon. Lineage: Eukaryota; Parabasalia; Trichomonadida; Trichomonadidae. The record is from RefSeq and is a predicted model, not a curated record. The annotation marks the transcript as partial.
AUGGCGGUGGCAGAUGUGAAGUUAAAUUCACCAACUCAAACAAACAGUCAAAGUGUUGUUGUCAAUGUCAAAGACAGAGAUGUUGAAGUGGGGAAACCAUACGAAGACGAAGAUGGUAUAACAAUUGUUCCUGUAAAAGAACCAACAUAUCCUGAAGUUAGCAGAGACUUAAGUUCUGUUGCAGAUAUUCGAAACGACUACCAACAACUGAAAGACAAAC